Molecule: messenger RNA, 3482 nt
Organism: Quercus robur (English oak)
Lineage: Eukaryota; Viridiplantae; Streptophyta; Magnoliopsida; Fagales; Fagaceae
Product: ribonuclease E/G-like protein, chloroplastic
Exons: 14
Coding region: 192-3248 (1018 amino acids)
Biological process (GO): rRNA processing
Cellular component (GO): cytoplasm
Molecular function (GO): starch binding; RNA nuclease activity; RNA binding
Source: RefSeq, a predicted model, not a curated record
CUCAACACAAGUGCCAGUGGCAUACAAGGCGCCAAGCCGAUAUCCUCCUAUCAUCUAUCUCUAUCCUUCUCCUUCUCCCCUUUACCAGGUUGAAGCUCACCUCAGCACUCCACUACUACUCACUCCUUAAAUGACGAAACUAUCCUUGAAGCCACUCCUAAUUUACGAAACAAAGACCUCAACCUGCUCUCAUGGCUGAAGUUGAAGCUCAUGUUGGGUCCUUCAGGUUCAGCAGCAGCUUCAUGGACCUUCUUCACCUCCGUAGACCCUUUUCUUCUUCUUCUUCUACUUCUUCUUCUUCCUCCUCCUGGCUUCUCCGCUCUCACACCUCUUUGUCUCCGUAUAUAUGCCACCACAUACCCUUUGGAAAUAUGUUCAGAUUCACACUAUGUAUAGGGAGUUUUAAUUCUUUCAGAAGAUCCCCAAUAAUGGCUAUAAAGAAAGGAAAAUUAAACCAUACUUUGAAAGAAUCAUGCAAUGUUGUCUGGACUAUAGAAGCUGAUUUGAGGGCUGGUCAGCUUCUGUACAUAACUGGGGAUCCUGUUGUAUUUGGCUGCUGGGAACCAGAGAUGGCUAUACUAAUGUCUCCAACUGAACAUGCAAACUUAUGGAAGGCUGAAGUCCAGUUGGCUUGCGGUGUAAAUUUCAAGUAUAAUUACUUUAUAAAGGGAGAAACACAGCCUUUUUGUGACAUCAUUUGGAGACCUGGUCCUGAUUUUUCUCUCUCAGUACCUCAACCUCUUGAACAAGAUAAAAACGUUGUAGUGAGGGACUUAUGGAUGAGGUAUGAUGCCAAAAGGCAUCCAGCUCAAGUAUGGGAUUCAUGGAUAGAGGAGACAUAUCUUCCCAUAAAACCUUUAAUAUCAGCUCCAGCCAGAGAUGAAUAUGAGAUAGUGAAAUGCCUUGAAAGUGACUCAAUAGAGUCAAAGCCAUUCUUCAAUGAUCUCACAAUCAAGGAUAUAUUGUACUAUAAAAGUGAGGAUACCAUGAGUGUCACAGCUGAUAGCUCAAGUUUUGAUAAAAUUUUCACUGAAAGAGAUCAGCCUGUUGAGGAACCCUGGUUAUUCCCAUCACCUCUCCUUUUUCCUGUGUCUGAGGAUAAAAUGCAGUCUGAUGCAUCCAAAAGUAUUGACACUGUAAAAGAUGAUGUGACCAAGAUGGAAGAUACUAGAAAUUUGUUGCCUGAAGAAGAGAGUAAUCUUGUUUCGAAGGAACCCAUUUCUACUGUUAUUCUGAUUAACUCUUCAAUAUGCACCAUGCAAAGGAUUGCUGUACUGGAAGAUGGGAAAUUGGUUGAGUUAUUACUGGAACCAGUUAAAACUAAUGUGCAGUGUGAUAGCGUGUAUCUAGGAGUGGUCACAAAACUUGUUCCCCAUAUGGGAGGUGCUUUUGUUAAUAUUGGAAAUUCUCGACCCUCUCUUAUGGACAUCAAGCAAAACAGGGAACCAUUUAUAUUCCCUCCAUUUCGCCAAAGGACAAAGAAACAAGAAGUCAAUGGUUCUGUUAUUGGAACCCUUGAGGAGCACCCAGCUGCUCAUGAUAUUGUAGUCAAUGGUGAUAGUACAGAAGUAAGCUCUCAGGAUGAUUUUGUACAAUCGAUGCACAAUGACUAUGAGGAACUUGAAGUUGAGGAUGAUUUUGAUGUUUCAGAAGUUCUUAAGGACAAUGUAAAUGGUAGUAUAGUCGAUUAUGAUGAAGCGGAAGCUGAUUAUGAGGACUACUUGGAUCAAAGUGAACAUCAUAUUGAAAGUGAAACCAUCAAUGGUUCCCUUGCUGCUGACAUAAAUGGUUCAAAUGAUUCGCAAAUUUCUCAUCUCCAACAUAAGAAGGAUUCUAGGCAUACUUUCACUAACGAAAAGAAGUGGGCCCAGGUUCGGAAAGGCACCAAAAUUGUUGUACAAGUUGUCAAAGAGGGAUUGGGUACAAAAGGUCCCACACUAACCGCUUAUCCAAAAUUAAGAAGCAGAUUCUGGAUACUGAUAACUCGUUGCAAUAGAAUUGGAGUUUCAAAAAAAAUUUCUGGUGUUGAGCGUACACGCUUAAAAGUCAUGGCAAAAACUUUGCAGCCUCAGGGUUUUGGUCUAACUGUAAGGACUGUUGCUGCUGGUCGGUCUUUAGAGGAAUUGCACAGGGACUUGGAUGGUUUGCUUUCAACUUGGAAAAAUAUAAUGGAACAUGCAAAAUCUGCAGCCCUUGCUGCAGACGAAGGUGUUGAAGGGGCCAUUCCCAUUAUUCUCCAUACAGCAAUGGGUCAAACACUCUCAGUUGUCCAGGAUUAUUUUAACAAUCAGGUUCGGAGAAUGGUAGUUGACUCGCCAAGAACAUAUCAUGAGGUUACCAAUUACCUUCAGGAAAUUGCUCCUGAUCUUUGUGAUCGAGUAGAGUUAUACGAUAAAAGAAUACCUCUUUUUAGUGAAUUUGACAUUGAAGAUGAGAUCAAUAAUAUCCUCAGUAAAAGGGUUCCUCUUACUAAUGGAGGUUCUCUUGUGAUUGAACAAACUGAGGCAUUAGUCUCUAUCGAUGUUAAUGGGGGACAUGGGGUGUUUGGUCAUGGGACUUCACAGGAGAAAGCUGUUCUAGAUGUCAACCUUGCAGCUGCAAAACAAAUUGCAAAGGAGUUACGCCUGAGGGACAUUGGUGGCAUUAUUGUAGUAGAUUUCAUUGAUAUGACAGAUGACUCAAACAAGAGAUUGGUCUAUGAAGAAGUUAAGAAGGCUGUAGAGAGAGACAGGUCGAUGGUGAAAGUAUCUGAAUUAUCUAGGCAUGGACUUAUGGAAAUAACAAGAAAAAGGGUUCGACCUAGUGUGACAUUUAUGAUCAGUGAGCCAUGCACAUGCUGUCAUGCAACUGGAAGAGUUGAAGCUUUAGAGACCUCCUUUUCGAAAAUUGAACAAGAAAUUUGUCGAUUGCUAGCAACGAUGGAUCAGAAAGAAGACACUGGAAACCCCAAGUCCUGGCCAAAGUUUAUUUUGAGGGUUGACCAUCACAUGAGUAACUAUUUAACUUCAGGGAGACGGACAAGGCUUGCAAUCUUGAGUAGCUCCCUCAAAGUUUGGAUACUUCUAAAGGUUGCUAGAGGUUUCACCAGGGGAGCAUUUGAAGUGAAACCAUUUACAGAUGAUAAGGCAAACAAAAACCAGCAUCAAGCCACCAUUUCUAGGUUAAGGUCAGCGGAGACCACGACUAACAAUUCCGGCAAAAAAGUCACCCUCAUUCCAGUCAAAAAAUGGAAGACCAGUGGAAAGUGAAAUUUUGCCAGCCUUAACUUGCUGUUUUCUGUACAAACAGGCAUAUUAAUACCAUUUUUGUUAAGAAAUUAGGGAAGAUAUAAGGAUAGCUUUUCUUUUCUUUUCUUUUCUGUAAUUUUUUCAGUUCAGAGAGGGCUCCCACUUUGCAAUUGAGAAUUUUCACAAAUGUAAGAGCAAAUGUCUCAAAUGAUUAACAGUGGCAGCAAUUGGCAAAUCCAGAAGGGAAUUACUUUA